AUGAGUGAAUUUCGGAUUCAUCAUGAUGUCAAUGAGCUGCUCAGCUUGUUGCGUGUCCACAGUGGAGAUGGAGCUGAGGUCUACAUCGAUCUGCUGCAGAAGAACCGGACCCCGUAUGUCACAACCACUGUCUCUGCCCACAGUGCCAAGGUCAAAAUUGCAGAAUUUUCUCGUACUCCUGAAGAUUUUCUAAAGAAAUACGAUGAGCUGAAGUCUAAAAAUACAAGGAACCUUGACCCUCUGGUGUAUUUGUUGUCAAAGUUCACAGAAGACAAAGAGACUCUGCAGUAUUUGCAGCAGAAUGCAAAAGAAAGAGCUGAGCUUGCAGCCACUGCUGCAGUCACCAGCACUACCACUUUCGGCGGCCCUGCAACGGCCUCCAAGAUGUCCAUGCAGGAGCUUGAAGAGCUGAGGAAGCAACUGGGCAGUGUGACCACAGGCUCCACACUACAGCAGUCUCUGGAACUUACAAGAAAGAUGCUUCGAGACAAGCAAAACAAAAAAAAUUCAGGCCAGCAGCUCCCCGUCUUCCCAGCUUGGGUGUAUGAGAGACCAACUCUGGUCGGGGAUUUCCUAACUGGCUCCAGCUUGAGCUCAGAUGUGGCUUUACCCAUAGGCACGCUGCCAUUGGCCUCCCAGGAGUCAGCUGUGGUAGAGGACCUGCUCUAUGUGCUGGUGGGUGUUGAUGGCAGGUACAUCACUGCCCAGCCCCUGGCUGGGAGACAGAACCGCACUUUCCUUGUGGACCCCAACCUGGACCUGUCCAUCCGGGAGCUGGUGAACAGAAUCCUCCCUGUGGCCGCCAGCUACUCCACCGUGACCAGGUUCAUUGAAGAAAAAUCUUCCUUUGAAUAUGGGCAGGUGAACCAUGCCCUGGCAGCUGCCAUGAGAACCCUGGUAAAGGAGUACCUUAUUCUGAUCACUCAGCUGGAGCAGCUCCACAGGCAGGGCCUGUUGUCACUGCAGAAGCUCUGGUUCUACAUCCAGCCAGCCAUGCGCACUGUGGACAUCUUGGCCUCCCUUGCCACCUCGGUGGAUAGAGGCGAGUGCAUGGGCGGGUCUACACUGAGCCUUCUGCACGACAGGAGCUUCAACUAUACGGGGGACAGCCAGGCGCAGGAGCUGUGCCUGUACCUGACCAAGGCGGCCAGUGCGCCCUACUUUGAGGUCCUGGAGAAGUGGAUCUACAGGGGCAUCAUCCAUGACCCUUACAGUGAGUUCAUGGUGGAAGAGCAUGAACUACGGAAGGAGAAGAUUCAGGAAGACUACAACGACAAGUAUUGGGACCAGCGAUACACCGUGGUGCAGCAGCAGAUCCCGUCCUUCCUGCAGAAGGUGGCCGGCAAGAUUCUUAGCACAGGAAAGUACCUCAAUGUGGUCAGAGAGUGUGGUCACGACGUCACCUGCCCCGUGGCCAAAGAAAUCAUCUACACGCUCAAAGAACGAGCAUAUGUGGAGCAGAUUGAGAAGGCAUUCAACUAUGCCAGCAAGGUGCUGCUGGACUUCCUGAUGGAGGAGAAAGAGCUGGUGGCCCACCUGAGGUCCAUCAAGCGCUACUUCCUGAUGGACCAGGGCGACUUCUUUGUGCACUUCAUGGACCUCACUGAGGAGGAGCUCAGAAAGCCGGUAGAGGACAUCACACCCACACGCCUGGAGGCGCUGCUGGAGCUGGCCCUGCGCAUGAGCACUGCCAACACUGAUCCCUUCAAGGACGACCUGAAGAUUGACCUGAUGCCUCAUGACCUCAUCACUCAGCUCUUGCGGGUUCUGGCCAUCGAGACCAAGCAGGAAAAGGCAAUGACCCAUGCUGAUCCCACUGAGCUCACACUGAGUGGCCUGGAGGCCUUCUCCUUUGACUAUAUCGUCAAGUGGCCCCUGUCACUGAUCAUCAACAGAAAGGCACUGACUCGCUACCAGAUGCUCUUUAGGCACAUGUUCUACUGUAAGCACGUGGAGCGGCAGCUGUGCAGUGUUUGGAUCAGCAACAAGACGGCCAAGCAGUGCGCCCUGCAUUCUGCAAAGUGGUUCGCGGGAGCCUUCACUCUGCGGCAACGGAUGCUCAACUUUGUUCAGAACAUCCAGUACUACAUGAUGUUUGAAGUGAUGGAGCCAACCUGGCACAUCCUUGAGAAAAACCUCAAGUCCGCCUCCAACAUUGACGAUGUCCUUGGCCACCACACGAGCUUCUUGGACACCUGCCUGAAGGACUGCAUGCUGACUAAUCCUGAGCUGCUGAAGGUCUUUUCCAAGCUCAUGUCUGUGUGCGUCAUGUUCACCAACUGCAUGCAGAAAUUUACACAGAGCAUGAAACUGGAUAGUGAGCUGGGCCGGCGGGCACUGGAACAGGGCACCAUGCUGGGGCCACCCACAGAGUCUGAGCAGGCUGAGGAGCACCCCCGGAAGGAGAGUGCCAGAAAGUGCCUGGCUGAGCACAUGGAUGCCCCUCAUCUGGUCUCUGGCUUUGAGGCCACCAUCAACAGCUUUGAUAAGAACUUCUCCGCCCACCUGCUAGACCUGCUGGCCCGUCUGAGUGUCUACAGCACUAGCGACUGUGAGCAUGGCAUGGCCAGUGUCAUUUCCAGGCUGGACUUCAAUGGCUUCUACACGGAGCGCCUAGAGCGCCUGUCUGCAGAGAGGAGCCAGAAGGCAGCCCCUCAAGUACCCGUCCUGCGGGGACCCCCAGCACAAACACCCAGGGUGGCGGUCGCCGCACAGUGAGCCCCUGGCUGCAGCUCAGAGGAAGGGCUGGGCCACGUGUGCCAUAGUGCAGAUGGGCUUGGGUCUGAGCACCUCCUUCCUGGAGCACGUGUUGUGCGGUUGUCCUACUUAGACACGUGUGUGGUGUGUGUCAUUGCUGUAGAGUGCUGUCUGUAUUGCUGUCUAGCUCAGGGCUCCUCGUUCUCCAGGCGCUGGGUGUCUUGAUGUGCAAGCUGCCCAGAGCAGGGUGAGGUCUCCUGGACUUUCCUGAUUUAUCUUUUAAAAACACCUUUUUUUGGUGUUUUUUUUGUCUCAAAUAAAGACAAAGUAAAAACAAGGCA
Ictidomys tridecemlineatus (thirteen-lined ground squirrel) is the source of this 3038-nucleotide messenger RNA. The record is from RefSeq and is a predicted model, not a curated record. Lineage: Eukaryota; Metazoa; Chordata; Mammalia; Rodentia; Sciuridae.